Messenger RNA from Nanorana parkeri, 657 nucleotides. Its product is annotated as SHC-transforming protein 1-like. Gene Ontology annotation, cellular component: plasma membrane. Gene Ontology annotation, molecular function: receptor tyrosine kinase binding. The transcript has 2 exons. Gene Ontology annotation, biological process: cell surface receptor protein tyrosine kinase signaling pathway. Lineage: Eukaryota; Metazoa; Chordata; Amphibia; Anura; Dicroglossidae. The record is from RefSeq and is a predicted model, not a curated record. Bases 13 to 657 code for a protein of 214 amino acids.
UGUCACCGGACUAUGAGACCUGGACCCCAGCUUUCUGUAGAGUGCAGGUUGCCGACGGGCAUUAUGGAUCUCUUGCCCAAAACCAAGUAUAACCAUUUGCGCAACGAGUCGGUCAGCUCGGUGGAAGAGGCUCUAGGCGCGGGGAUGCCCGUUUCAUCCAUGGAUAUCAUGCUGGCCGAGUCUUUGCCCAAUUCGUCCUCCUCCUCUUCUCUCGCCCCCAUGUUGCCCCUGGCUGAGCUGUCCUCUGAGUCGGAGGACAGCCCUACCACCCUAUGCUCCUUCUUCCCAAAAAUGGCCAAUCUGAAGCUCUCUAACCCGGCGAACUUACUAAACCUGCGCAGCUUCUCCUCCGGGGCAGGGAAGGACUCGGGCAGCCCGGGGGAGCUGGCCGACAUCAGUGACAGCCUCGACUUAGGGAGGACUUUUACUGUUUUCUCUCAGGAUAUGAACAAGCUGAGUUGCGGGAGGAAGUCCCGGGUGGAAGGAGGACAACUGGCUGGAGACGAGUGGACACGACAUGGCAGCUUCGUCAACAAGCCCACCCGGGGGUGGCUGCACCCGGAUGAGAAGGUGAUGGGUCCCGGAGUCUUCUACCUCGUCAGGGAAGUGAGGUGCAGUCUCCGUAACGAGGAUCUCAUCUGCGUUCUAAUUAGUUAA